UCAAAAUUCCCUCUUUGUCUCAGUCUCAGUAGUUAGUAUGGGUGUGAAGAACUUGUGGGAUAUCUUGGAAUCAUGCAAGAAAACUCUACCACUUCACCAUCUCCAGAACAAGAGGUUGUGCAUAGAUCUCUCUUGCUGGAUGAUUCAGCUUCAAAACGUUAGCAAAUCACACUCUUGUAUAAAACAGAAGGUUUAUCUCAGAGGUCUCUUUCACCACCUCAGAGCUCUCAUUGCUGUUAAUUGCACCAUUGUUUUUGUUACAGAUGGAUCCAUUCCUGCUAUUAAGUUAUCAACUUAUAGACGCCGCCUAAAUUCAGGAAGUGAGGUGAGAAACCUUGUGUGCAGAUGCAAUCACUGUAUGUUGUUUACUUUCUUUGUUACUCAAGAUGAUAGAAACUUGCAAAAUUUUACCUCUCUACGAAGAAAUAUGGGAUCUGAGAUUGAGGAAGCUGAAGCACAGUGUGCAUUGCUGAACUCAGAAUCGUUAUGUGAUGGAUGUUUCACUUUGGACUCAGAUGUCUUUCUUUUUGGUGCAAGGACUGUGUACAGAGAUAUAUGCCUUGGAGACGGUGGUUAUGUCACUUGCUAUGAAAUGAGAGACGUAGAGAGACAGCUUGGAUUUGGAAGGAACUCAUUGAUUACCCUUGCACUACUUCUUGGCUGUGACUACUCUCAAGGAGUUCAUGGUCUGGGUCCUAAGUCCGCUUGUCAGAUUGUUAAAUCAGUUGGAGACAAUGUUGUCCUUCAAAAAGUUGCCUCUGAAGGACUGUCCUUUAUAAAAAAGAAAAGAAGUUCAAAGAAACAGGGGGCUGUUUCCAAGUGCAAUAAUAGCAAGGAGAACUCACUGGAUCAUGAUAUGAAUGUUAAUGGAAUUAAGCAUGAUUCACAAAGGGAUGACCAGCACUUGCAAGUUAUUGAUGCAUAUUUGAAGCCCAAGUGCCACUCGGCAGAUUCUGAUGCUGUGCAUAGGGCUCUUGCUCAAUAUCCUUUUCAACGUGCCAAACUUCAGCAGAUAUGUGCUCAGUUUUUUGAGUGGUCUCUUGAUAAAACAGAUGAGUAUAUCCUUCCAAAGAUUGCCAAACGAAACUUACGGCGAUUUUCUAAUUUGCGAUCAACUUCAUCAGAUCUAGGACUGAAGCUUCCAUUACACAAGAUACCGGUUAAAUGCCCGGUCUCAAAAAUUAUCAGGCAUCGAAAGGUUCAGGGAAGAGAUUGUUAUGAGGUCUCAUGGGAGGAUUUCGAUGGACUUAAGACCUCCAUAGUACCAGCGGAUCUUGUAGAGAGUGCUUGUCCUGAGAAGAUUGUGGAAUUUGAGGAGGAAAGAGCUGAAAGGAAGAAACAAAAUCACAGGAAAACUAGGCCAAACAAAUCAGAAAAGGGAUCUUCUGUGACUGAAAUUGACCUAAAACUCCAAAGACUAUUACUUGACAUCGAAUUAGAAAGCAGUUCUGUUCACAAUGCCUCCUUUUCUUCAAAUGUGGAGAUAUCAGAAAGCCGUACUGCUGCACCAGAAGUUGAUCUAACAAACCAAGAUCUGUGGCUUGAUCCAAAGGGCAGUGAUGAUAUAUCUUGCAAUGAAGUUGGUCCAAGUACUGCUAAGAGUGAGGUCAUUGAUCUCUUAAGCCCUUCCCCGCCAAGACAAUCCCGUAUAGUAUCCAAAUUUCCAAAAUCAAAUGGUCAAUGUAUUGAUGUAAUUGAUUUGAGUGAAUAAGAAACUGAUGUGUCUCCUGAACAUGAGAAGAUGGCAAGAGAGUUAAGAUUGUUCUUAGCCAGCAUUAGGGAUGAAAUCUCUUGAAUAGCCAUGAAGAAGUCUAAUGUAAUUGUAGUUUGGAUUUUCCCAAUGAAACUGAUUCCAUGUCAUGUACCUCUUCAGUCUCCUCUUUGUGGUUAGUAGAGACAGCGUGGUGUUUCCUUGUAUACAUCCUGUGUACUAAGGUUUGUUCUUUUCUUUUAAUGAAUUUUUUGCUAUAAAAAGAGUGUGUAUUGUGUAACAAUCAUAUUUAGAUGUAUUAACAAGGAUACUGGAUAAAUUAAUCUGAAA
This is a messenger RNA of Quercus robur (English oak), 2041 nucleotides long. RefSeq names its product single-strand DNA endonuclease 1-like. Lineage: Eukaryota; Viridiplantae; Streptophyta; Magnoliopsida; Fagales; Fagaceae. The transcript has 14 exons. Gene Ontology annotation, molecular function: DNA binding; 5'-flap endonuclease activity. The record is from RefSeq and is a predicted model, not a curated record. Bases 38 to 1711 code for a protein of 557 amino acids.